Molecule: messenger RNA, 1398 nt
Organism: Vicia villosa (hairy vetch)
Lineage: Eukaryota; Viridiplantae; Streptophyta; Magnoliopsida; Fabales; Fabaceae
Product: WAT1-related protein At4g08290-like
Exons: 7
Coding region: 59-1159 (366 amino acids)
Cellular component (GO): plasma membrane
Molecular function (GO): transmembrane transporter activity
Source: RefSeq, a predicted model, not a curated record
CAUAGAUUUGAAACCAUCUCUCUAAACAAUAUCAAUAUUUUUUGUUGAAUAGAAAGAAAUGGAUAAAAUAGGUAUUGCUAGUUUUGGCAGUAAGGCAAGGCCUUAUGUGUUAACAGUUGCGAUUCAAUUUGGGUUUGCAGGAGCAUUCAUAUUCUCCAUGGCCAGUUUCAAUACUGGAAUGAGUCGUUUUGUGUUCAUUGUUUAUCGUAAUAUCAUUGCUGCAGUUUCCCUUGCUCCUUUUGCAUGGUUUUUUGAAAGGAAAGUUAGGCCAAAGAUGACUCUCUCUGUCUUUUUGCAUAUAAUGGCGCUCGCACUAUUAGAGCCAGUGAUCGAUCAAGGGUUCACUUUCUUGGGAAUGCAAUAUACAUCAGCUUCAUUUACAUCUGUUUUGACGAAUACUGUGCCUUCUAUAACCUUUUUCUUAGCCGUAAUUUUCAGGAUUGAACAAGUAAAUAUUAAGCAGAUACGAAGCAUAGCAAAGGUGGUUGGAACAUUAGUAACAUUUGGAGGUGCAUUUCUGAUGACAGUUUAUAAAGGACCACAAAUCCACCUUUUUUAUUCUCCAAACAAUGCUCAUCAUCAUGCUGGAAGUCACGACACUCAAAGUCACAAACAUUGGGUCUCAGGAACACUCUUUAUAUUAUGUGGUUGUUUCGCUUGGUCAUCUUUCUUCAUAUUACAGUCGAUAACGUUGAAAAAGUAUCCGGCUGAAAUGUCAUUGUCUACGUUAAUUUGCUUAUUUGGUUCUCUGAUGAGUACCGCGGUGGCGUUGGUGGCUGAGCAUAACUCUGGUGCGGGGACUUGGGCUCUUGGUUGGAACUUUAGACUCUAUGGCCCUCUCUUCACGGGAAUAGUAAACUCAGGAAUAACAUAUUAUGUGCAAGGGUUGGUAAUGCAAAGCAGAGGCCCAGUAUUUUUUGCAGCAUUUAAUCCUCUUUGUAUGAUCAUCACUUGUGCUUUGGGCUCAUUUCUAUUCGGAGAACAGCUCCACUUGGGCAGUAUCAUUGGAGCUGUGAUUAUUGCAAUGGGUCUUUAUUUUGUGGUGUGGGGUAAAGCCAAAGACUAUUCAUCAGCCACAACUACUAUGCCACCACCAUCAGUUACAAUGAAGCAAAUCGAGACACAACAACUUCCAAUUACUUCAUCUGAUCAUGUCUAACCGAGACGAAUUAAUUAUGAAUUUAUAGUGUGCUGUUGCUGCCCUAGCUAAGAAUAUGCAAUAGCUAUCUAUAUUAUUUCAUAUUUGUGUUUUGGUUUAGACAUUCUAUAGGAAUACCAUAUGGCUACUACAGUCAUUAUGUGCUUUUUUUAAAGAUGUUUUUAUGUGGAUUAUAAUUUUGCUUCAUCAUCUUUUUUUUUUCUUUUUUGAAACUGACAGAAUAAAGAGCUACUUGAUUA